AUGGCUGGCCGCAAGCGACCUGUCACUCACGUUGACAUGCUGAACCAUCUCGGGGCGAGCGAACGGGUUCCUAAGAGGCACCCGAUCAACCGAGUUACUAACGUGUGCGGCGUGCCAACGAAGGAGACCAGGCGCGAAGUGCAGAAGCGUGGCUGCACGUGGAAAUCCUGCGCAGCUGUGCCGCUGCGAGCCUGCGUCUCUCCUGGCGUUUCGGCUCCAGAUAUCAUGUACAAACAGCAAGGAGCAGGCAUCUUGAUCGAUGGUGUCAAGGUGUCGGAUCUGAGUGGACGAAGGAAAGGCCGGUGGCUUCCAUUCCUGCCCCGACUUCUCCAAGAAGCCGUAGCCCCACAAGGUCGGCGUUGGCCGGUACAUGUGGGCACGUAUCUCCUUCCCCCUCACGCCGGGACAGGACCCGAGGGGAAAAGUCUCGAGACUCUUGACCAAGUCUUCAAAUGGACCUAUGGCGACCCGGUCAUUACUCACUGUGGAUCCAGGCUCGUGCACGCCAGUCAGUCGCCAGGCCCAACAUCCGGAUUCCGGGAUUGGCCGAACGGGGGAAAGGGCAAUCUUGCGACUCUGCAGACUGGUCCCCCCCCGUGCCCCCCUUCACUCCAGAGUCUCCCAUCUGCCAUCACCAUUCCUUUUCCAGCCGACUCUUCCACUCGCCCCCUGGCUCUCCCACCCCUCCCACAUCCAGUUUGGCGGGCCACAGGUGAGUCGACGUCAGGAUUUAUCUCACACAAACUUGCAUCCGAUGCCUACUCGACCGCCCUCCCCCACUGCGACUUGACUCGACACUCGACACUCGACAGCCAGAACCAGGGCACACGCGAAGCACUCCGACGCACGCCGCAUUCUUCCCGACGUACAGCAGCAUCCCGCAGCAAAGACUCAGUCAGCCAACUUCCUCAUCCCCAUCCAUCCCGCCCGUAUCGCGCCUGCGCUGCAAGUCUGCACCUCCACGCCGAUCACUCAUCCGAGUCCACCCCAAGGCGCUUCCGCGAUCGAAAUACCGCGCGCAGGAUCGAGACUGGCUCUUCACCCGCCAAGCACCAUAUAUCACCCACGAUAACGACUCUCCUACAUUCAUCGCUACUCGUUCCCCGGAACGACGUUUCUACACGCUGA
Molecule: messenger RNA, 1128 nt
Organism: Colletotrichum godetiae
Lineage: Eukaryota; Fungi; Ascomycota; Sordariomycetes; Glomerellales; Glomerellaceae
Exons: 3
Coding region: 1-1128 (375 amino acids)
Source: RefSeq, a predicted model, not a curated record